AAAGCCCCUCACACACAUAUGCUUAUAUAUGAGCCCUAAAACCUUUGAUUCUUGGUUCAUGCAUGUGUUCCAAAAUUUGGUCAUAGUAGAGAUACACUACUAGUUAAGAUAAAGAGUUGUUGUUAGUGAUAGUUUUGGUACCUAUAUAGCGAGAUUUCGUCGAUGGCGACCGCCGGAUUGAAACCUGUUGCUUCUCUUCUUCUGGUGCUCAACUUCUGCAUGUAUGUCAUUGUUGCUGCUUUAGGAGGGUGGGCCAUCAAUGCCGCCAUCCAUCACGGUUUCCUUAUAGAUACAGGUCUAGCACUCCCAGCUCACUUCUCUCCAAUAUACUUUCCUAUGGGGAACGCCGCGACCGGGUUCUUCGUGAUCUUCGCGGUAUUAGCCGGUGUCGUUGGGGCCGCUUCGGCGAUCGCCGGAUCCCACCACAUCCAAUCGUGGAACUACGAGACCUUGCCUGCCGCCGUGUCUUCCGCCUUCAUCGCCUGGGCUCUCACCCUCCUUGCUAUGGGUUUGGCUUGCAAGGAGAUUGACUUGCAUGGGAGAAAUGCAAAGCUGAGAACUAUGGAGGCUUUCACCAUAAUUCUAUCUGGAACACAACUUCUCUAUAUUCUUGUGAUACAUGGAGGAGCAACACCUACAAGGAGGAGUUAGAAAACAAUUCUACAUAUUGUUUGUAUUGGGGCAUUUGUUAUGUGUAAAUUAAUGUUCUUUAUUUUACAUUUUAGUGUGUUUGAUUUCAUGUUACCCAAAUUUGAUGUGUAUGGUCACACAUGUAUAUUUGAUUGAUUGAUUAGUUUGUGUAUUGCUUCUGGUGUGGUGUGGUGUUAUAUAUAUAUAUAUAUAAUUGAAGUUGAGGAGGAGGAAUUAUGAUUUGGGUGAUCCAUUAAUUGUGUGAAUAUAUCCUAGCUAGCAAAUUUGUAAUAGAUGCCUCAUUUUCAA
Messenger RNA from Ananas comosus (pineapple), 939 nucleotides. RefSeq lists its product as uncharacterized. NCBI's taxonomy places the organism in Eukaryota, Viridiplantae, Streptophyta, Magnoliopsida, Poales, Bromeliaceae. The record is from RefSeq and is a predicted model, not a curated record. Bases 163 to 651 code for a protein of 162 amino acids. The transcript has 4 exons.